AAAGAUUCAUAUAUAAUGAAUAUUUCCUUUCAGAGAUGUUUAUGUAUACUCUCCCCUGCUUUUGCAUUUAUGCUGUUUUUGUGUUUUAAGUAGAAGUUUUUCGUGACAGUAUGUGUUAAUAACUGAAAAAAUUCCCCAUCAGUAGACUAGCACCAUCAUGACAACCCUGUGUUCUGCUUCUACCUUGCUAAUUGUUUCCUUGGGAUUAUUUGGAUUGUGUAGAAAGCCUUUUGCAAAUCCUCUUAUACUGAAGUCAUUGUUGCCAGCAGGAAUAAGAUUAAAGGUGCUUAAGUCUGUAGAGUUGUUUCUAAUUUGUUCAUGUCAUUUCAGUGGCAUUUUAACAGAACUCUGUCUCCUGUCCCACCCUUCUCCCCUGGUACUAUCUCAAGUUAGGUCCAAGACGCCAGACCAUUGGAAGAAAUCUCAUUUUAUCCUCCUAAUUAUUAUGCUGGCACUCUGGAGAUAAUUUUUCCCUUCAUGCACUGCCAAUUAAUAUGCAAAUAAGCUGAUAAAUAUUUAUGUAUUCAUUUAAAUUAUGCAAGGAGUGCUUUCACUGUGUUCUGUAAAUGAAUUGUUCCUGGACUUCAAAGUGCUAGCUGCUGUGCUAACGAGGAGAGAUUUGCAUAAGGCCCUAAUCACACGCAUACUGAUUAAGCUUCAUUAUGGAAACUGCCAGCUGCAAUCUUUGUUUCUAUUUUAUUACAAAAAGGGGAACUUUUCAUGCUUCAGUUGCCUUGACAAUGUCAGCCCUAGCUGGUAGAAGAGACUAAAACUCCUCUGAGCAACUGAAGUUUCCUUAUUCAGUUGAAGAUUGCUAUGGUGUAACUGAAGUUGUAUUUUGCUUCUCUUGUUAAUUCACUUUCCACUCCUCCCACCCUUCUUCUCAUAAAGAACAUAGUACAGAUUUGUUAGAAAUAGUAGUACCUUCUUCCCACCCCAAACGAUACCUGUUCUUUCUUGCUUUGGACUGUCUGCACCUCCUGAAGAUUUCACAGCAAUGCUGGACUGCAGUGACUGUGUUCUAGAUUCAAGAAUGAACAAUCCGUCAGAAACCAAUAAAUCAUCUAUGGAGAGUGGAGAUGGCAGCACUGGCACUCAGACAAAUGGCCUGGACUUCCAGAAACAGCCUGUUCCUGUUGGAGGAGCGAUCUCAACAGCCCAGGCCCAGGCUUUCCUUGGACAUCUUCACCAGGUUCAGCUUGCUGGGACAAGUUUACAGGCUGCUGCUCAAUCUUUAAACGUUCAGUCUAAAUCUAGUGAAGAAUCGGGGGAUUCCCAGCAGCCAAGCCAGCCCUCCCAGCAGCCUUCAGUGCAGUCAGCCAUUCCCCAGACCCAGCUAAUGCUGGCUGGGGGACAGAUAACUGGGCUGACUUUGACACCAGCCCAGCAGCAGUUAUUACUGCAGCAGGCCCAGGCCCAGGCCCAGCUCCUGGCUGCUGCAGUCCAGCAGCAUUCCGCCAGCCAACAGCACAGCGCUGCUGGGGCCACCAUCUCAGCCUCUGCUGCCACACCCAUGACGCAGAUUCCCCUGUCUCAACCCAUACAGAUUGCACAGGAUCUUCAACAAUUGCAACAGCUUCAACAGCAAAAUCUCAACUUGCAGCAGUUUGUGUUGGUACAUCCAACCACCAACUUGCAACCAGCACAGUUUAUCAUCUCACAGACCCCCCAGGGCCAGCAGGGUCUCCUGCAAGCGCAAAAUCUUUUAACGCAACUACCUCAGCAAAGCCAAGCCAACCUCCUACAGCCACAGCCAAGCAUCACCCUCACCUCCCAGCCAGCCACCCCAACUCGCACAAUAGCCGCAACCCCAAUUCAGACACUUCCACAGAGCCAGACAACACCAAAGCGAAUUGAUACUCCCAGCUUGGAGGAGCCCAGUGACCUUGAGGAGCUUGAGCAAUUUGCCAAGACCUUCAAACAAAGACGAAUCAAACUUGGAUUCACUCAGGGUGAUGUUGGGCUUGCUAUGGGGAAAUUAUAUGGAAAUGACUUCAGCCAAACCACCAUCUCUCGCUUUGAAGCCUUGAACCUCAGCUUUAAGAACAUGUGCAAGUUAAAGCCACUUUUAGAGAAGUGGCUAAAUGAUGCAGAGAACCUCUCAUCUGAUUCUACAGCAUCUAGCCCAAGUGCCCUGAAUUCUCCAGGGUUGGGGGCUGAGGGCUUGAAUCGUAGGAGGAAAAAACGCACCAGCAUAGAGACCAACAUCCGUGUGGCCUUAGAGAAGAGUUUCAUGGAGAAUCAAAAGCCUACCUCGGAAGAUAUCACCUUGAUUGCUGAACAGCUCAACAUGGAAAAGGAGGUGAUUCGUGUUUGGUUUUGUAACCGCCGCCAGAAGGAAAAAAGAAUCAAUCCACCAAGCAGUGGUGGAACCAGCAGCUCACCUAUCAAAGCAAUUUUCCCCAGUCCAAACUCAUUGGUGGCAACCACUCCAAGCCUUGUGACAAACAGUACAGCAACUACCCUCACAGUCAACCCUGUCCUUCCCUUAACCAGCGCUGCAGUGACUAAUCUCUCUCUUACAGGCACUACAGACACCACAUCCAACAACACAGCCACCGUGAUUUCUACAGCACCCCCUGCUUCCUCAGCAGUCACAUCUCCCUCUUUGAGUCCCUCCCCUUCUGCCUCAGCCUCCACCUCUGAGGCCUCUAGUGCCAGUGAGACCAGCACAACACAGACCACCUCCACGCCUCUUCCCUCUCCUCUCGGGGCCAGCCAGGUGAUGGUGACAGCAUCUGGCUUGCAAACAGCAGCUGCUGCUGCUCUCCAAGGAGCUGCACAGUUGCCAGCAAAUGCCAGUCUUGCUGCCAUGGCUGCUGCUGCAGGACUCAACCCAGGCCUGAUGGCACCCUCACAGUUUGCUGCUGGAGGUGCCUUACUCAGUCUCAAUCCGGGAACUCUGGGCGGGGCUCUGAGCCCAGCCCUGAUGAGCAACAGUACACUGGCUACUAUUCAAGCUCUUGCUUCUAGUGGUUCUCUUCCAAUAACGUCACUGGAUGCUACUGGGAACCUGGUAUUUGCCAAUGCAGGAGGAGCCCCCAACAUCGUGACUGCCCCUCUGUUCCUGAACCCUCAGAACCUCUCUCUGCUCACCAGCAACCCAGUAAGCUUGGUUUCUGCAGCUGCAGCCUCCACAGGGAACUCUGCACCUACAGCCAGCCUUCAUGCCUCCUCCACCUCUGCUGAAUCCAUCCAGAACUCUCUGUUCACAGUAGCCUCUGCCGGUGGGGCUGCUUCCACCACCACCACUGCCUCCAAGGCACAGUGAGCUGGGUGCAGAGCCGGGCUGCCACAGACCUUUGCCAGUGCAGCAUAAUGGGCUGCCAGCUGUUAGGAAACAGACAGGUGUGAUUGGCUUCCUCCCACCAUGUUGUGAAGAUGAGGGAGACAUGGAGAAAAGAAAAAAUACACUUACCAGGAAAAAAAAGAAUGGAGACAGAACAACAUUUGCCUAAUUUUAUAAAAAAAGAAAAAAGAAAAAAAAACAAUGUCUUUUCAGGAUUGCUUCAUGGAUUAGAGAACUUUCUAACCAAAAAUUUAAAAGAAAAAAAAAAACAGAAACAAAAAAUCCAAAACAGACAAAAAUAAAUGAAAGGACUACUUCCCAUUUCCAGCAGUCAUAAUGACAAGCAAAGGUGGGUGACCAGUUCCAGUAGAGGAAGGGGUGUCUUGUGUUUUCUUUCUUUCUUUUUUUUUUUUUUUUUCAAAAAAUCAUUUUUAUAGGUCUGUUGUACAGGCCAUUAAGUCAUAACAAGGUGUUUAUAAUCGUAUCAAUUGUGUUGGGGGUUCCUUUCUUAACUGGUACAAUUUAGGCAGGCCUGUAUUACUGUAUCUCUGUUAUUGUUUUUUUAUAUAUAUAUAUAUAUAUAUAUUGGACAUGUUUAUCUCUUGCUCCUGGAUCCUAUUUCAGUGAGCUCCCACACUGUGGGGAGGGAGGGUUUGGGGGUUAAGGGAGAAUUGCAUUCUUAACUUCCAGGAAUGUUCUUGCUGGUUUCUUUAUCCUUGAUGACUCUUACAGAGGUGCUAGAAAAUUAUUUUCUUUUGCCACUUAUGCAAGAGGCUUGGUGCAGAAGCUGAAGGCAGUGUGUGCACACUCCUGCUCCACACACGCUCCUCCCCAUCAGGUGGUGCCUUUGGAGCACUCUUGUGUAGGAAGAAUUCCUGCUGAACUGUAGUUCUCACUCACCCCUAAUCAUUGAGCAACCCCGAGGCCCAAACCCUGUGGUGCAACAGUGCUGCUUUCUGCUACUUUCAGUGGGAACAGCUGUGCCUGUUGCAGGGCAGGUUUUGGUUCCGGAGAGCAAAGACUACUGCAGACACCUGACUUGGUGGUUCUCCUGAUUUCUCUCUCUCUCUCUUUUUUUUUUUUUUUAAUGCUCCUACUGUUGAUGUUUUUUUGUUUGCUUGUGUGUUUUCAUUUUAUGGAAAUUUUCUAUCCAAACUUCCUUUAGUCAAGAUCAAAUUGAUUUACUGAAACUGAGAAACAAGCCUUUUUUGUUUUCUUAAAGAAAUUCUUUUGGACUGUUUUCUACUAAUUAAUAUCCCAAAAAGGUCAAUAUAUAGAGUCUGAAUCUGCCACCUUUUCCUCUAGAGCAGAAGUUCUCAACCUCAGGGCCUCGACCCCGUGGGGGGGGGGGGAGUCAAACAGCUGUUUUACAGGGGUCACUUAAGACUAUUUACAUAUCAGAUAUUUACAUUGCAGUUCAUAACAGUAGCAAAAUUAUAGUUAUGAAGUAGCAAUGAAAAUAGUUUUAUGGUUGGUGGGUGACCACAACAUGAGAAACUGUAUUAAAGGGUCACAGCAUUGGGAAGGUUGAGAACCAGUGCUCUAGAGUCACAGACUUCCUGUCCGCUGAGUGGCUCAGAAGCUCCUCCAAGCCUCAGACUUUCCUCAGUUCUUUGACUGACAGAGGCACUUUCCUGACUAGGCAAAGGAUCUAUAGAACCUCAGAAAAAGGCUGAGCAGGAACUUCACACCCUGUUAGUGUCUCUAGUUUGUUAUGUCCCUGCUAGGUAGGUUUGGUGACAAUAUACAUCUCUUAUUUGAUGUAAAAAAGUGAUUUGCUCCUGUAAUUGUUUUCAGGGUGUUUCUAGACUACAUAAAUGAGCCCAUUGAAAAGGAAGAGCUUGUGAAAAUGGAUGAAGAUGAAUGAGGGUAAUUUAGAGAUUAAAUUUCCCCUUUUGACAAUGCCCUAUUAUUAUACUAUCUGGACCAGAAUUUUCACAGAUGACUGGGUCAUCGCAGUGAAGUUCAUCUAAGUUGCCCUUACUGGAGUUAAGGUCCCCAUUGGUGUCUUAAGUGCUUGCUUCGGUUUCUGGUGGUCUGCACUGAGCUGAGGUGACUUUCCUUCUGAUAGCUUUGCUUAUGCCCAUAGGAAACUUGGAUUCUGUGCAUUUGUCUCUCUGCACUGUUGCUCAGAAAGGCAGUAACACAGACACAAAUGUGUAUCUUUCUUUGUGAUUCAAUUAGAGAAAGGUCAUAUUAUUAUUAAAGGUCAGAAUCAUUUUGGUUCCCCUUUAAAUUUUUCUUUAGUUCCUUUUAUUUCUUGGAUAUUGAAUUUUUACCCCCGAAUUUCUCUGACCCUUAACUUUUCCUAAACUUCUUUAAGAAUCAAUGAACUGCAAGCAGGGAAACUAACAAAUGCUCAUCCACCUGUUUUGUACGGUAUGGGUAGUUUUGUUUUGUUUUGUUCUUUAAACUAAGCUUGAACCAAAGUCAAUUUUAGCAAGCUGCUGUACUAAUGGACUAGUUAUAAUGUGCAGUUCAAACACAUUGAGGAGAUAGAUGCUACUGACAAUUUCUUAUUCAUUUUUCUUGAUUAAUUUUAUGUGAAAGUUGCUGCUUGUUUUUAUCUUCUAUGUUGGUAAAUUGUAAUAUCCUCUGGGCAGACAUUGCCAUGAUUUUUAGGUAGUUUGUUUAGGUCAUUGUGUAAAUAGAAUGGCUGUGUCAGUUAAUAAUUUCUCUCCUCCCCAUCAGUUCUUUCUUUCCUGUGAGUUUAAUCUUUAUUUUGACUUAACACUCUAACCUUAAUCUGUGCACAUGAUUAUAGGGCUGUCAAUACUAUUUCUCCUCCUAGCAGAGAGACCCUCCCUUGGGAGUGAUGAAGUUAGGAGAAAGAAUUCAGGGAGAGAAAUGCUGAUUGCCCACCAUACCAGGUCAUACGUUAUAGCAUUAAUGCCCAGAAUCGCUACCAAAGUAAGUAUUGUCUCAAGGGACCUGGCCCAAGGAGUUAAAAAGGACAGAGAAAGGCUGUUUUGUUUAAUCCUAUAUGGUUAAAAGAAUCUUUCAUAAAUAAGAUUCCCCUACAGACUUUGAUUGGGGGGGGGGGGGGGGGUUUUUUUUUUUGGUUUUUCGAGACAGGGUUUCUCUGUAGCUUUGGAGCCUGUCCUGGAACUAGCUCUUGUAGACCAGGCUGGCAUCGAACUCCCAGAGAUCCGCCUGUCUAUGCCUCCUGAGUGCUGGGAUUAAAGGCGUGCGCCACCACCGCCUGGCCAGACUUUGAUUUUUAAAGAUGAUAUUAACUUUACAUGUCAGUCCAAUGGUUUGUCAGUCCCUCCUUUGUCUGUAGUUUCUAGUUGGUUUGAGAAAGAAAUGCUGCCUUUUUAUGUAGUUCAUUUGAGGAUAGACAUUAAAACCAGCAUAAGUGCUGUAUUGAGAAGAAAAAAAAUCUUUAGAAGAAGAUAACUUUAAUUUUUCCCUCUCCUUUUUCAUAUAUUCAAAAUUAAAUUGUAAAAUGAAAGGUACUUUGUACAUGUAUACGUGACACACUACUAACACCUGCUGGUGGGCGUUCAGUUUAGAGCCGCCUUUAUCACCACCUCGAUAUUCUCUAAGUCUCAUUUCACAAACACCUUGGCUACUUUUCAAUUGAUAGCACCUUUUUUUUUAAUGAUCUCAAAUGCUUUUUGAAUUGACUGAUCUAUCUUUUAAGCUAAAGUGUUGCCUUUUAUGAGGGAGUCUAGAAACUAAAGGGGUCGUUUGAAUAAAAGGCAUUUGGUUGAGUUUCUGUAUUUCCAGAAGAAACACCAGACAGGUUAUUAUAGCUCGUUAUUUCAUUUUUCUCCUCCUCCUGACAUUGAUGCAGAUUUUAUUUCAGCCCUGAAUAUUAGUUAACACAUAGUAAGCCAAAGACUAAUUUUAAAUACAUUUUUAAGGAUACUCUAUUUGCCUGUGAUAUGAUAUUUGCCUGGAGAGUAGUGAAUGUAAUUGUUCAAUCUGUUUUGCAAUGCAGUUUGGCAGAAACUUUAUUUAUACCCUGUGUAAAUCUGAAUGACAACAGAAGGAUCUAUAAGGCUUCUCACAGGAGCAGUAUUACUGUUCUAGGAAUCAGUAGAAUGCUCUGUUAGCUUGAAUGUCUCUGAAAUUCUAUAGGCAGCUCCUUAGAAUGAGGAAACUUAUCUGUUGUCAGGAAGGUCAUUGCCAUCCUGUUUAUGUAACUUAUUACUCCAAAAUAGAACCAAAGGAAUCCGGCUUUCAUCUUGUGUAGGACCAACCUAUUUGUGCUUCAUGAGCUUUAAUAGAAUAUUUUUAAAGGGACAAUAUCAAUUAAAAGAUUUUGGGUGUGAUCAUCUUGCCAGUUUGUUCUACAUCAUCAUUUGUUUUAGGAAAAAAGCACAAUUAUACCUCUUUAAUAUUAUGUCUAUCCUUCAAUUAUUUGGGAAAAUUGGAGAAAUUAUCUCUUUAUUAUCCAGAAGCACAGGUUUUUGCUUGACAGUAUUUCAGUUUAGCUUAAAUGAUAACAUUUAACUUGCUGGAAACGCCAGGUACAUUUGUAAAUAUAGGGAUAUUAUGUUAGAAAAAAUGCUUUAGUUUACAGUCUAAGUUCUUAAUGUCAUCCUCACAAAUUUUCCUUGACCAAGAGAAAAAUAAGGUCAUUGAAAUAGGAAGGCAAAGAGACACCUGUUCAUGUUUCUCCCAAGAUAGGAGAAAUGCUGCCCUAGUGUGUAGAAGACAGUUUCCUGCUGGCAACCUGAGUUGGCCCUGGCCCUGAGGAACUCUGACCAAUCUACCUGAGCACUUGAUAAGACAGAAAGAAGGACCUUAGCAACUCAGCAGGAAAGCUUGUUCAGAAACUUUAAAUUGGCUGCUGAAGUUGAUGAGUAUAAAGUGUACUUAAUUGGAACCGAAAACAUUCAAGAUUACAGUGCUAAUGGGAGGGAAAUACUAAAAGACCUAAAACCCAUAAUUAUCCAAGUGGGCAGAAAUUGAUUUAGUAAUUCAUUCAUAACUGUUAUGAGUUUACUUUGAUUUGUGGGUAUGAACAGCAUUUACCAUGUUAUAUUGUUCAUAUAAAGAAAUCCCUGGCUAUUUUGAAAUCAUUUUCAGAGACUUGUAAAAAUAAGACUCUCUUAAUAUUAUUUUCACUUUUGAGGAGGAAAAAUAAUUCUUUGCUUGUUUCUCUCAAACUAAGAGCCACUCUAGGCUUAUAUGAUGGCACCCACAGUGUACACACAGGCCUGAGUAGAAAAGCAGAAAUGAGUUGCUUUCAUUAUUAAAGGUUGAUGGGAUCUCUUUGCCUUCUCCUCAUCCAUGGAGAGUUAGUGUAAUAAAGUUCUACCAGGAGGCAGGGGGGUUCCUUGGAAGUUGGUUUGUGUCUAGAAUUUCUUCUAACCGGCAUUCCAUUCUUAAAUUAUUUUGACUUUUCUGCUCUUGGCCUUUUCUAAAAGCAGUGAGCUUGUGAAUCAUGUGUCAGUUCUGUGAUCUGGAUCUCUUGCCUCUUUUUCCUUCCCUUUUUCUCUUUGAAUGGUGGUACCUAAUCUGUGAGAAUAAUGCUUGUGGGUAACAGCUUCUGGCACCUUCAUAAAAUACCUCAGCAUAGCUUAGCAUUGUUGCGAACUGGUUUUAGACGUAAAAACCAAAUAAGUGAAAGAAAAAAUCUUUAUAAAUAGUGGAAAUAAUUCUAGCUGUAGUAUUUAGUUGAACUAAUGUUUAUUAUGGUUGAUAAACAUGAUUGAUGCUGUAUGUAUUCGGGAUCCUGUUUAUAGGGUUGGGGGGGUUGGAGUGGGAGAAAGGAGAAAUUGAUUAUGUUAGAAGGAAAAUAUUGCUCGUAUGUGUUUUUCUUUAUAUCUGUCUUGCCAAAGGAAACUUGAUAUUCCCUGUGACUGGGUGGGGGUUUGAGGCCUCUGUCAUCUGAUAUGCAGCACAGUGUGCAGAGGCAUGCGGGUGACAUGUGGGGUGUCCAAUAGGUUCAGGGUGCCCAAGGGCAGAUUUACAACCCUUCUUGUCUGUGGCUGCCAUGCCCCCCCUCACCAGACCUACCAGCCUCUCCUAAUGAUCCAUUACCUCUGUAUAUAGCUAAAGCCUAGGCAAAGGAAGAGAGUGUGCAUGUCCAACUGCACAGAUGAAAAGAGACAGAUAGAGACAUGUGUCCAAGGAGUUUGAAGAGGGAUGGAGAGGAGGAGGUAAGUGAUAUAUCUUGAUCUAGGAAAAUUAAGGUGAAGUGAGUCAUCCUCUGUCAUGUUAGUGAAUGCUGUGCUAGUAGUAGCCCAAUAUUUUUUUAAACCUUGUUUCUUUUUCUUAUUUCAAGGAUAAUUCUGUCUAGACCAAAACACAAAAGAAAAAUCAAGAAGUUUAAAGCUAACCGCACACUUGGCACCUAUAGUAAGGUGUGGCAUUUCAGGAUUGGUUGAUGAGAUGGAAGAAGUGCGAAACUAUGUUAGUUAAGGGAAAAAUUAAAAACCUUUCUGCCUCAUUCUGGGACAGACUUUCUUGACUCCCUGAGUUCUGAUACUAACUAUAUCUCAAGAACUAUUUUUUUUUUUAAUAAAUGUCCCAGCUCACAGAACUUGAAUGGGAUUUGAUUUUGAUGCCAAAGACACUGCUGUACUGUUGCUUAUCAUUAAGCUUUCCAAAUAGUCAAAGGAUAGAGAAAAUGCUUAAGUUAGUCUCUGUUCUUCCCAUUCCUUCACUCCUUCCUCACUUUUGGAAAGAUGUCUCAUUGGUCAUUCUUGCUUCGCAGAGAUUGUUUCUUCCUCCCUGCUGCUCUGUGGACACUACUAGAAUUGCUCAGCAUGGCAUUGAUAUUCUUACCGAGCAAGAAACUUGAGGAGUGCAAAAAAAAAAAAAAAAAAAAAAGCAGUAGAAUUUUUAUUUCUCUUAUCUAAUUCUUAAAAAUAAAACUAGUCCAUCCAACCUGUUAGAUAGCAGGUUGUUGGAUAACAGUCAAUAUUUAAUUAUGAAGAGCAGACUACAUGAAAGCCAAAUGAUGUUCUCUUACUCUCCUGUAGAGCUAUUUUGCUCUACAGUGUUUUUAAGAUAUGGCCUCUGGGAAAUUAAGAUGUUCAUUGUUUAGGAAUACUAUUGAUAAAUAAACAUAGACAUGGAGAGAGAAGGAAAA
Molecule: messenger RNA, 10340 nt
Organism: Alexandromys fortis (reed vole)
Lineage: Eukaryota; Metazoa; Chordata; Mammalia; Rodentia; Cricetidae
Gene: Pou2f1
Product: POU class 2 homeobox 1
Exons: 16
Coding region: 998-3271 (757 amino acids)
Biological process (GO): regulation of transcription by RNA polymerase II
Cellular component (GO): nucleus
Molecular function (GO): RNA polymerase II cis-regulatory region sequence-specific DNA binding; DNA-binding transcription factor activity, RNA polymerase II-specific
Source: RefSeq, a predicted model, not a curated record